Messenger RNA from Pectinophora gossypiella (pink bollworm), 2635 nucleotides. RefSeq lists its product as uncharacterized. Bases 1726 to 2415 code for a protein of 229 amino acids. Lineage: Eukaryota; Metazoa; Arthropoda; Insecta; Lepidoptera; Gelechiidae. The transcript has 6 exons. The record is from RefSeq and is a predicted model, not a curated record.
CAUAACUUAAAUACUGGCAAAAAUGUUUCAUGUUAAAUUUUAUGUAUACACCCUCUGCAAGUUUACCAAAUGACAUAAUUUAUGACCGGUAUGUAUGUAAAUAAAAGAAAUUCAUGCCGCCAUUGUUAAUUUACUCAGCUGUCGUUUAGAACACAUUCAUUACAAUGUAAGUGCCUAUAUUGCAUUGUUAUAACGCUAAAACUUAGGUAUUUAAAAAUGUUGACACUCAACCUCCUGAUGUGGAAGUGAAACUUGAAAAACAAUCAUUAUUGUAGUUACUUGUUUAGACAAAUGGGUUGUGUGAUUCUUAACCAAUUAAAAGUUAAAGACUACAGAGUGCGUAGGUGCCUACUACACGCCAUCCAAAUGCAGUAUCCGAAUGCAUUCCGCUUAGGAACGUCAGGUACUGCAAAGUAUAAUGUCCCAAAGGACGUUAUAAUAAAUAUAUUUCUGGUUUAUUUCAUUAUGAAAAACUGAUAUCUAAAUAGCAAACGUCAAGCUGAGUGGCCUUAGACCACACAAACAAAACAAAAAAAUAACUUCAUACGUCUUCAGUUAUAAUAACUACCAACAAUAAUUCCGUGAACACAAUAUCAUGACAUGAUUAUUAAAUAUACAUUAUUAUUACAUUGAAUUGAAUUUUUAUUAUAUUGAACACAAAAUGGGCAACAAAGCAUAACGUAACAUUUAUUAUUUAUUAUUGAAUACCAUUUUAUUAAAACGCGCAAUUACUCUUUACGUAUAUUUAUUCAGUCUGCGAUUUACAAAAGUAAGUAAGUAUGAAAAACAGUUGAACACUACAUUCAGGGGCAUUGAUGUAGUUUCAUCCGCCUGUAGUCAUCCAAAAUAUUGUCUCUCAAUAUGUGGAAAUUCGUUUCUGUCUUUCUUUUGCUGGAGCUAUGGAGGACGGCGGAAGGCGCAGUCGCCAUACUCCCACCACAAGCAAAACCUGCUAAAUACGCCGAUUUGAAAGGAUGUUACAUUCCUGACUUUGAUUUAGUUUUACCUUAUGAUACACCGUACUCACCGCGAAAUGGUAUUGAGUGCACGCAAUAUACCUGCAAAACAAAUGGAUAUACGAACAUCUUUUCUUGCGGCGCCAUAGGUGUAGGCGAAGGCUGUACUAAGGUUCCUGGUGACAAAACAUUAGCUUACCCCGACUGCUGUGACUCAAUAAAAUGCGACGAGACAUCUCUUGUCGAAAGUAUACCAGAAGACAACACACCAGAAGAUAAUACAACCGAGGAAUGCACAAAUGAGGACAGUGCACCGGAAAAUAUAUCACCUGAAAAUUCCCCUGUUGAAAGUACACCCGUGGAAAGUGCGCCUGUAGAAACUUCACCGGUGGAAACUUCACCGGUGGAGACGCCACCAGUAGAACCUUCACCGGUUGAAAAUAAAGCCGUUGAAACUACACCUGAUGAAAAUAAAAUCACUAAAGGGCCAAUCAGAAAGUUGCCACCAAUUAAAAUACCUCUCAAAGACCCUUGUGCACCCAUUAGACGUAAAUGUCCACGAGGUCUCAUCUGUAUCGACGAUCCUGUCGCCUCUGUAUGUUGAAUACAAUUACAACUGCAACAAAUAAAUUCAUAUCUAAAUUUUCUUUUAUCGUAGUCAAUAAUUACAAUUACAAUUUCUUUGCAAUAAUAGCAACAAAUUAUUAUAAUUUGUCCGGCAAAAUCAGGAAAAAAUAACCAUCGUCUUUUGCGAUAUAACUUUAACAAAAUGUUGAAGAUUGGAUUAUUACUAUACUUUAUCAAUUUCUUUAAAAUAUCUGACGCCGCACUGGGAAUCAUAAUGCCUGCAGCUAAGCCAUUGAAGUUUUCAUCACAACCAGGUUGCUAUUUGGCAGAAUAUGACAUAGUCAUGGGUUUUGGAGAAUCAUUCUACCCUACUGAUUAUUUGCGUUGCAUGCAGUACACUUGUAACAUGGAUGGUUAUAUAAACGUAGCUACCUGUGGUGAGCUAAUGGAAGGAAAUUGUGUCCGUGUAAAAGGUAACACGGGACUGCGGUACCCAAAAUGUUGUGAUAAAAUAAAAUGCAGUAAGACCAAAGUAAAGCAAAGUGAAAAUAACACUAAGGAAUAUCCAUCCGUCGAUAACAUCAUGGGUGUAAAAUAUCCCCUGGUCGAAAAUGCGCUUGUCGACAAUAAUUCUACAGCUGAAAAUCCCGUUGAAGCUAUAGAUAAGAAAAUACCAAUGGGCAAAAAUGCAUCUAAUGACAGUUCUGCUAUUGAAAAUACGGUCAAACCUCCUUCAGAAGAAAACAGGCCUGCAGAAAAUGUAUCUAACGAUAAUUCUAACGCUGAAAAUUCUUCUAGUAAAAAUGUAACUACUAAUAGUUCUUCCAGCGAAAGUCCUAAGCCAACUGAGACAGUUGCAAAAAACUCAAAAAUAGAAAAGGAAUUAGAAUAGUCAAAAACAACCACUGAAAGUGGUACAGCGAACGAGGCACUCGCUAAAGACGAAGUGACUAAAAUAAAAAAAUAAACGACGACACAACAAAACAGUAUCAUAAUAGCUAAUAUUUUUGUUGGUGUUAGGUUGUGAUUUCAUACCCUUAUUUCUCUUCUCUCUAUCUUUUUGUAGAUUAUAAGUAAUUGUUCAUAAUUUGAAUUUGUUUUUGACUAUCAAA